Molecule: messenger RNA, 884 nt
Organism: Chroicocephalus ridibundus (black-headed gull)
Lineage: Eukaryota; Metazoa; Chordata; Aves; Charadriiformes; Laridae
Gene: SELENOH
Product: selenoprotein H
Exons: 5
Cellular component (GO): Golgi apparatus
Source: RefSeq, a predicted model, not a curated record
CUGCCGGGGGGGGGAGGUCUGUCCGGUACCGCGGCCCGGCCCGGCCCGGCCCGCCACCGCCGACCCGGGAAGAGGGCGAGCGGGUCCCGGGGAGGGGAAAGGUGGGGGGGCGGCUCGGUGCCCUGGCCCGCGGGCGCCGGAGCGCCGUUCAGCCCGACCGACACACACACACCACACCCCGUGCGCCCCCCCGAGUGGCGGCGGCCAGCGCGGCGCCCUGCGAUCGCGGCACGUGGUCGGCGCGGCGCGGCAGGAUCCCCAUCGCCCGCGGCUCCCCGCAGGAUGGCUCCCCGUCGGAGGAAGCGCGGCGCCCCGCGGCCGGCGGCGGCCGAGGCAGCGGAGCCGGCGGAGCCCCCGCCGAAGCGGGCGCACGCCCCGGGCGAGAGCAGCCCGGGGGUCGCUGGCCCCCGCGUCGUCAUCGAGCACUGCAAGAGCUGACGGGUGUUCGGGCGCACGGCGGCGGCGCUGAGCGAGGCCCUGCGCGGGGCCGCCGCCCACCUCCCCGUGGACAUCAACCCCCGCCCGCCGCGCAGGAACAGCUUCGAGGUGUCCCUGGUGAAGGAGGACGGCAGCACCGUGGAGCUCUGGAGUGGCAUCAGGAAGGGGCCCCCCCGCAAGCUGAAGUUCCCCCAGCCGGAGGCCGUGGUGGAGGCCCUGAAGAGCAGCUUGGCAUAGAGACAGCAGCCAGCCAGACCAGGACCGGCAUCUGUGGCAUGAGCGUCCAUGAAGAGGCGAGACGAAGUGGGGGGCACCCGCCAGCCCCAGUCCCGUCUCCGAUGCUGCAGCUCCGCCACAGGCAGCCGCCACUGGCCCCCCCUUGUUCCCCCACACCCCUCCUUGUCCCCCUGCUGUUCCCCAAUAAAGCUUGGCAGCCCCAUGGUGCA